AGAACGAGGUAUAUUUCUUAGGAAAUUCCAAGAAUUUGUGGGUAAAGUAGAAGCAGAAGAUUUGUGACACUGGACACGCCCAACCAAUCAGAAGACUCAAUCUUUAGAACCAAGAUGGCGGCACGUAGAAAGUAUUAUUUAUCUCGUUUCUCUCGCGAGGAACUAGUAAGGAAUGAAAAAUAUCGUUUGGAAAUAUCUGAAAACGACGUCUACGGCUCGUGGAAGGUAAUCCAAUGCGAAUCUCCAGCGAAUUUUGAUCAUUGCAACUUAAACAGCUCUGAAUUGACAUUCGAUGAAGCUGGAGAUAUCAGAUGGAAACUACAUCAAACACCGUCUGAUUUUUUACCAUUUCUAACGUGCGAUAGUUAUGAGUUAGCUCCUUGUCCAGACUGUAAGUACAAGGAUUGUGAUCAGGAUAGUGAAGCUCUGAAACUGAACCUUCUCAGCUCAGAAACUGGUGAACUAGCACCAUUUAUUCUGACUCUUUCAUCGGACAAGACCAUCAUGACCAUUCGUUAUCAAUUUUCACCAAUGCUUGUUCUCAAAUGCGAGAAGUUGCAAGAAGAUAGAAUCAAUCCCCAUCUUUCAUUGUGGUCAUAUUCAUUGCUUCCUGCACUCCGGGAUGGUUUGUUCUCAGAUUUGACAAUCACUGCCGAAAAUGGUCAAAAGUUUGAUGCUCACAAAGUUGUUCUUCUCUGCGCUUGUCCGACAGUCGACUGGUCUACGAGUCCACCUCCUUUAUCAAAUUGGCCAGCAGAUGCAGUUGAGGCUACACUUCAUUUCUUCUACGCUGGAUCCUUGCCUCCAAACGUCUGCGAAGACACCGUUGAAAAGAUCCACUCCUUGUUGGAACAAAACAAGAGGAUGAAGAAGUUAUAUGAAGUUUGUACACAGUUCUUAGAGUCGACUGCUCUGAAGAGAAGAAUAACGAAGCUUCUGAACUGUAUAUUUGGCGUGAUUGAUGAAGCUUAUGACGUGUUGAUUAAUAUGAAGCAGAAAGAUUUUGAAUCCCCUCACGGUAAUGGACUCUGUGAUCCAAAAAAUCUCCUCGGAGUUUUCAAGCAGAUCGCUCGGCAAUUGUCAUUAGCUCUGGCAAGGUUUGCGUUGUUUUGCGAAAUAUUUACAAAAUACAAGAAUGAAAUGACCAGAGAUGAAAGACACGACAUAAUCAAAAGUCUAAAAUCGAGAUUACUUGCGGUCAAAGACAAGUUAAGACAGUGUAGCGACUUGUUUCUUGAAAGUUUAGCUUCUUUAACUUUGGAAGAACAAAAAGAUUUGGCCAGAUUUCUAGUCCCAGAGGUAGACAAUGCAGUUGAAGUUGGAACGAAACUUGCAAUGGACGGCAAAGAUGCCUUGGAUAAAAUUGUCCAAACCUCAGACCAGGAGUUUCGGAAGAAACCGAAAAAGAAAGUUGGAAUGAAAUUAGGGAAAGCUCUGCGAUUGUCGAUGUUUUCUAAAGAAGUUCAGUUUUUGAAGAAACUACAAGAAAAGGCCGCUUCAGGCUAUGUGUUCUUCUUUCAAAGAAGAGAGGAUUUCAAUUCGUUGCCUCCUGAUGGGAAAGCUACGUUGAUCUUUAACUGCAUACAGUAUCUUAUUGCGAAGGGUGCUCAAAAACUGGACCAAAUUGCAUUUGAGUUGCCAGAAAAUACGAGCAACACAAAGAACUGGAAAGCAUAUACAAAAAUUGUAACAUCAAAGUUGACCUGGCUUAUUAGCAAAAUGAAAUCUCACAAAAGCAUUGUGGAACCGAUUUUGCUUGAAAUUUGUGAACUUGUAAAACUGGAGGAGUUUUCCACGGUACUGGAGGAUUUGGUCUGCGUCAAAUGUUCGCCAUCAAAAGACGAAGGAGAUGCUUCCGAUAAUCCUGACGACAAAAUUUCAACACAAAGAGUUUCAACACAUAAGACUAACAAUCCUCACCCGCUGACCGACACGACUGCAUCCGCGGCCAGCGUCAGUUUAUCAAGGUCAAUGGGGUCUGUGCUCAAGACAGGACAGUACAGCGACAUGACGUUUCUCCUGCGUGAUGGUAGCGAUAUUAACCAAUCAUUGUUGGCUGAAGAUGAAACCGCUGAUCAAAACAGUUGUUUGCGGGCUCAUCGCGUUGUCCUGGCCUCGAGAUGUGAUUGGUUCAGACGUGCACUGACAAGCGGAAUGAAAGAGUCGAUUGAAAGGACAAUCCAUGUCUACGACACUGACAGAGAAUCUUUCUACGAAUUUCUUAAGUUUAUUUACACCGGUGAUUUGAACACAGAGUCAAAAACUCUGGAGAAUCUUCUUGAGUUGCUGGCAUUAAGUGAUCAUUACGAGGUUGAUAAUUUAAAAGAAAUUUGUGAGCAAGCUAUGAUCUGCCAUUUUACAAAAAGCAACAUUUUUGAAAUUCUUGUCCUAGCAGAUCGUUUCAACGCCAAGAAAUUAAAGUGCGACGUGUUGCGUUUUAUCCAAACAAAUUUCACCGAGGAAGAUAUUCGACAUAAUGGAGAUUUCAUAAGUCUUUCUGUGACACUCAAAAAUGAUUUGCUUGGGACGUACCGCGCUCAACCGUAUAAAACGUGGCCAAAAAGGUGUAUUGAUAGUAGCAGUGAAGACAGUGAUGGAGAAUCUUAUUCAUCCUCCCCAAGGUUCAAGGUGUUGGAGGAGAUGUCUGUGUCAGAUUUGGACGUUUGUAACUUAGCAUUUGAAGGAAAUUUGGUAAAAUUGAGAGAGAAAAUUGAAGAAAAGAAUGUCCUCUUACGCACUAAAGAUCAGAGCUGCAGAGUGCCUCUUCACUGGGCUGCUUCUGGUGGACAUGUCGAUGUUGUGAAAUAUUUGUUGGAACAAGGAGCAGACGUGGAUGUGAGGGAUGAGAUGGAAUGGACACCACUGAUGAUCUCUGUGUCAGCUGGAAUGAUGGAGGUCGUAAGGUUGUUGAUUGGCUACAGCGCUGAUGUGAAUGUCACGAACAAAACAGGCCAGUCACCUCUACAUUAUGCUGCAUCGAAAAAUAGGCUUCAGAUUGCAGAAAUACUUCUUGAACAUGGAGCUGAAGUGAAUGUCUUUGAUAAAACAAGCAAAGCAACCCCACUCCACCGUGCUGCUUCAAGAGGUCAUUCGAAGAUGGUGGCUUUUUUGCUCAAACAAAAAGCAAAUCCAAAUCAUGGUGACAUUGAAGGGAACACACCGCUGCAUAUGGCCUGUGAGGAAGACAGGUCGCAAGUCGCACAAAUAUUGGUUGAGAACGAAGCUGAUAUGACACUUCUUAAUAAGGAAGAGAAAACGGCGUUGGAUCUGGCAAGCAAGCAACUCGCCAGUCAUCUCAGAAGAUUGACGGAAUGAUUUAAGCUGGAUGAUGGAUGGACAGUCUCCGAGGCGCGUAUGUACACUGCUUGAUAAAUAAAAACUAGUAAACAGUACUCACAUAAGGGGCGAACGGAAGAGAGAGACUGAGAGAGCCAAUAAUAUCAAAUUUACUACUAUUUUCCAUUCCACACUAUUUACACUGUAUGUUUAUAUCAACAACGGAGGCCGAGACGUGUGGGAUUUGAACCUUAUCGGGUUCGACCUGCGGUGAUAUUUUUAUUAGAAUUGAGCCCGACUCUGAGUUGUUUUCGAAGCAGGCUUUUUUAAGCGGCAGGUUUAUUUUUAACUCAAGUCUUUUAUAAUGAUAAGAGUUGAUUCGUGGACAGUAAUGAGUGUUAUAAUCCCCCUCUCUUACCGCCUAAAUAAGAUGUUAGCAAUCCCGUUGAAAUCUUAUCAAUGGAGUCCGCAUAUUGGACUUUGAAACACGAAACACUUUUUAGUCUAGUCCAAUAUAUCUUCUUGUGAUGCUUCGGACUAAUUAUAUGUACCUGAGGUUUGCAAAAUUUCUGUUAAACAUUGAAUAAAAUGUUUAUUGGGGAAACGCGCUUGAUCAUAAUCACAAGCUAUAGGAAUAUCCUUAAUCCUUGAACUUCAAUAUCACGUUGAGGUUAUGCAUAUUUAUGAUAAUGGAAGAAUAGUCGUUUCGUUAAAAAUCGAAUGGACUAAAAAACACAAUGAUUAGUACUGACUUUCGAAUGUAUAAAUGAGUGCAAUUACUUGUAUGAAUAAAUUGAGCCGUUUUCAAGAUGAAACGAUCAAAUUUUAUAAUCAAUUUAUAAUUUUGUGGGCAACGUCUGCCUGAGAAACUCUCACAGCAUAUCUUUCUUUGAAAUGUUUUGUGAAUUGUGUAAUUGAAAACAUACAAAUUAAGAGUGCACAGUAUCCUCCCGUGGGGGCUUUAAUAUGUUAUAUUAAUUUUCAUCUGUUCUUUUUUAAUUUCAAUUCUCAAACUCACAGUAUUUCAUUUGUAAUUGAAACCUAAUGACGCAAUUUGAUUAAGCAUUUUAAUCUGUGAUAAAUCAUCGGUAAAUUAUGACGUUUGAAUUUGACAAUUUCUUCCGAAAGUCCAAAACACUAAACCACAAUUCCACAUAAUCCGACGACAAAUGGACGCUGUAUUCAAAUUUAUUUGUCAAUUUCUUGAUAAACUUUGUUGCAUUUGAGUAAACUUUAUAGACCUUCGUAUAAUUAAACCGUCUGAAAUUCCCAUCAUCGGCGAUGUGGGUCUCUAAUUUUAUUACAUUUUUCUAAUCAUGAAAGAUUUGUAGUCAGACAAUUUCCUAAACACGUACAAGUUUUAAUGAUAGUCUUUGUCUUCGAGAGA
This is a messenger RNA of Dendronephthya gigantea, 4663 nucleotides long. RefSeq lists its product as uncharacterized. Lineage: Eukaryota; Metazoa; Cnidaria; Anthozoa; Malacalcyonacea; Nephtheidae. Bases 115 to 3315 code for a protein of 1066 amino acids. The record is from RefSeq and is a predicted model, not a curated record. Gene Ontology annotation, cellular component: cytoplasm. The transcript is spliced from 26 exons. Gene Ontology annotation, biological process: regulation of proteolysis; proteasome-mediated ubiquitin-dependent protein catabolic process. Gene Ontology annotation, molecular function: ubiquitin protein ligase binding.